AGACACAUACAGAACUAUAUCUCAAUACACUGUACACACAGUGACAGCAUAUUGGGACACGUCAGACAAUUAUACAAGAAAGAAGUCAGUGGUCUAAUCUUAUACACAGUAUGGAUCCGCAAGUACAAGCGCAAGCGCAACAGCAGGGGCAAUACCCGGUGCAACAGCAGAGUGGCAACACAAAUCUAUGGUGCGGUGAAUUAAAACCGUAUAUGACAGACAUAUUCAUAUCCCAGGCCUUCAAUCAGGCUGGAUUCUACCCACAUACAGUCAAGAUGAUCAAUAACAGAAACACCGGCAUGCCUGCGGGGUAUUGGUAUGUGUA
This is a messenger RNA of Sphaeroforma arctica JP610, 325 nucleotides long. RefSeq lists its product as hypothetical. The transcript has a single exon. The record is from RefSeq and is a predicted model, not a curated record. The annotation marks the transcript as partial. Gene Ontology annotation, biological process: selenocysteine incorporation. Lineage: Eukaryota; Ichthyosporea; Ichthyophonida. Gene Ontology annotation, molecular function: tRNA binding. Gene Ontology annotation, cellular component: nucleus.